CUAGUACAAUCAAACCAGAAGACACACGUGCUGCAAACAGGAUCAAAAUGGCAACAUUGCUGAAGAACGUUACCAACAGUAUAUGCCAUGCGUUCAAUGCAUUGCAGCAGAAUCGUGAUGGAUUUGUGAGCAAGUCUAAGCUAAAGGUGCUAACGGCAAACAUCGCAACACUGCUGGAUCUUUACGGUGUGGAGCGUGGACUGGAUCAUUUCCGCUCGACGGCAACGCUGAACUUUGAGCAUUAUCGAUACUAUUUGGCACAGGAGGUGUUUGCCGGUGUAUCCAAUGAGUUGCCACUGGCGGCAUUACGCAAUUAUGAAACCAAAAUCGAUGAGGUCUGUUGGUUGGUGUGUCGGAUGAAUUUCCCGGCGAACGAUCAGUACUACACGGAGGAAGCCGUUUACAAGCUGUUCCGCAUAUUCUGUCUCGUGGCCGACCUAUCCACCGAUGCGUCCGAGCCCGACCUUUACGCGGUGAAGAUUCACCCGAUGGAGGCGUUCAUCAUCAUCAAGCAUCUGCUGAAUGCGCUCGGAUUGAACUAUGACGGUGAUGGCAAGUACGACUACCUGCGCACGUCCGAUCAGUCGCUUGAGUUUGGUGAGUUGCUGGAGAUGUUGCGCUUCAAGAACUACGAUAAGGUGAAUGAUUACCGCGAGUCGAUCUGCGAGGCGAUCGGCGACAUGUACCAAACGCUGAUCGAGGACGUCAUCAAGAAGGGUUAUCUGUUUCGGCGUGGCUAUGUGCUGCCGACGUUCCGCGAGUACUUUUUUGUGCUGCAGCCCUGCGAGCUUUCGUACUACAAACAUCCAGCAGAUCGUGAGGUUUGUGGUACGAUCGUGCUAGACUCUCGCUUCAUGGUGAAGCCGGCGGGUAAUCCGAGCUCGGGCAAACAGGAAAAGGUACAGCGCUUCACGCUUGUUUCGGGCGAUCGGACGUAUGAGUUGGGAACGCCCGAUCACAAAACGCGACUACAGUGGAUCGCAGCGCUCCAGCUGGCGAUAACGUACUCGACGGGGCGCGAGGGCUUCCAGCGUGACACAGUCAAUAGACGGAAGCAGCAGCGUGAGGCGGAGCAGCGCCGCCGGCGAGAGGAGGAGCAGCUUCGCAGCCAACAUCUACGCCGGCUAGAGGAAACACAUGUGCAGCUGGAGCGGGAGAAACAAGCCCGCUUAGCGGCCGAAUCACAGGCACGUCAGUAUGAAGCGGUUGCGCGGGAAGAUUCGAGGCGUGUGGCCGAGCUGGAGGAUGUAAAGCUGUGUCUGGAGAAGAUGCUGGAGGAUGAAAUACAGGCCAAACGGGACGAGGAGAUUGUGCGUGCGUUACAGGCACGAGUUUUAGCCGAGGAGUGGGAAAAGCGUGAAGAGUUGGAACAGUUGCAGGCGGAACAGAAGAGUCUGCUGGAGCAGGAGCGUCAGAAGCGGAUGGAGUUCGAACAUCGACAGCAGGAGAAUGAGCAGAAGUUGUUCCAGGCGGAAGGUAUGCUGAGGCAGCUGGAAGAAGAACGGAAACGGCUCGAUCGCGAACUAAAGUUGGCCCGUCAGAAGAUACAGCUGUCAGAGGAUAAUAAGGGCAUUGUGGAGGCAAAACUACAGGCCAUGUCACCCACCUAUCGGACCAGCGCUGGAGAGUUUAUGAUCCGCCGUACGCAAUCGUUCGUGGCAGCUGAUCGACCAGUGCUAGUAGCCGGUACCAGAGCGUCCCAUCGGUUUAGCUAGAGUAGAACC
Messenger RNA from Anopheles maculipalpis, 1724 nucleotides. RefSeq names its product differentially expressed in FDCP 6-like. Gene Ontology annotation, cellular component: cytoplasm; nucleus. The transcript has 4 exons. The record is from RefSeq and is a predicted model, not a curated record. Bases 48 to 1715 code for a protein of 555 amino acids. Lineage: Eukaryota; Metazoa; Arthropoda; Insecta; Diptera; Culicidae.